AUGCCUUCGAAUAGCGAAUAUACCAUAGGUUGGAUCGCGGCCAUUGAGACCGAGUUCGUCGCCGCCUCACGAUUCCUCGAUAAACGACACGGGCGCCCCGAAAGUCAAGAUUCAGCAGACUCCAACUCGUACAAGCUAGGAAGCAUGGAAGGCCACAACGUCGUUAUCGCAUGCCUGCCUCAGGGCGAAUAUGGAUUGGCAUCGGCUGCCGUAGUUGCCACAAACAUGCUGCGAAGUUUCCCCAACGUCCGGAUAGGGCUGAUGGUUGGCAUCGCCGGCGGUGCUCCAAGGGAUGGGCAUGACAUACGUCUCGGCGACGUCGUGGUCAGUGCCAGUAGUGGUGGUAAAGGCGCCGUAUUCCAGUACGAUUACGGCAAGACGAUCCAGAACGAACCUUUUACUUGUACCCAACUCUUGAAUCAGCCACCAGCAGUCCUGCGUGCGGCAGUCGCUAGUUUGUCGGCGCAACACCGGGAGGACGGACAUGAUUUCGGAUCCCAGAUUGAUCGACUUUUGGACAAUUCGCGACUUGAAGAUUUCCGUCGUCCGCCGCACACAAGCGACAAAUUGUACAAACCAGAUGUCGUACACUUAAACAGCUGUAGCGAGGUAUGCGGCGGGGAUCCGGAACACCUCGUCGCCAGGGGGCCUCGGGAUAAGAAAAAGGACGAUCCAACUAUUCACUAUGGUACAAUUGCAAGCGCGAAUCAAUUGAUGAAAGAUGCCAAAGCUAGGGACAGGCUGGCGGCAAAGCACGACGUUCUUUGUUUUGAAAUGGAGGCGGCUGGCCUCAUGAACAACUUCCCUUGUCUUGUUAUCCGUGGGAUUUGCGAUUAUUCCGACUCAAAUAAAAACAAGGAGUGGCAAGGCUUCGCGGCCAUGAUGGCUGCAGCUUAUGCAAAGGCUCUUCUAGGUGUCCUCGUGCCUGAGAGAAUUGGGAAAGAGAAAACUAUUGGAGAAGCGAUUGGUUUAGUCGAGAAAGCUAUGAACAGCGUCGAGAAUAAGGUGACUUUGCUUCAAUCCAACACACAUAUCGACAAGCUGAAGGGCUGGCUCUCUCCUGCCGACCCGUCCACAAAUGCCAACCGCGCAAAAGAGCUCCGCCACAAGGGAACAGGAGCUUGGCUCCUGGAAAAUCGGAAAUUCAAGGAGUGGCGAGACGGGCCACGUCGCCAUCUGUGGCUUCGAGCUCUUGUGGGAUGCGGCAAAACCGUACUUUGUGCGGCGGUCCUGGAACAACUCGCCAAAUUGGACGAUUGUCUCGUGCUUAAUUUCUUUUUCGACUUUGCCGACACGGAAAAACAAACCUAUGAUUCCAUGCUGCGGGUAUUGUUAUUCCAGCUAUACCUGGACUCGCCUGACCCUGAAUCCAGGGGCUAUCUCGACAAGUUGUUCCAAUCGAAUCGCAACGGCCAGGCGCAGCCUUCGGGACAUGACCUCUGGGAGUGUUUGAAGAGUAUGCUUGCAAUCCAAAAAAAGGUCUACGUUGUCUUGGACGCCUUGGAUGAGUCGGAAACGAGGGGAGACCUUGCGACGUGGAUAAAUAAUGUUGUACACGAGCCAGGGCUGCAACAACUACACCUGAUAUUCACCAGCCGGCCAGAAUCAGACUUUGACUGCAUUCCAUCCAUGAUCGGCAUGGAUAACUGCAUCGAACUAGACAAGGAUGCAGUAAAUGCAGACAUACGUGCCUAUGUUUUAUCACGACUUCAGAAUGAUCGCGAUUUUAAAAGUAAAAACCUACCUGCGGACCUCGUCGAGGACAUUUGCAAUCGCAUCGGAAGCGGAGCAGAUGGCAUGUUUAGAUGGGCAUUCUGUCAGCUGCAAACUUUGUCGGCCGGUACGAACCUGUUUGAUAUCAGAUCCGCACUUGACGACCUGCCAAGCAAUCUCGAGGAAACAUAUAAACUCAUGCUGGAUAAAAUUCCAAAAGACUCGAGAAAAGCCGCCAUCAGUCUCCUUACCUUUCUUGCCUACUGCGAACGACCUCUCAAGCUACUCGAAGUAAAAGAUAUCAUGGCAACUGCUGAGGCGGAACCUGAACCCUUUGACGUCGAACGAAGAACAUUUGAUGAGGCCAUCCUCCGGCAUUGUCCCGGCAUGAUUGCACGUAUUUCGCCAGAGGAGAAGCCAUACCGAGAACGAGUCGAUGAAUUUCAACUUGCUCACUUCUCAAUCAAAGAGUUUCUCCUCCGCCAACACAAUUUCACAGUGCCAACUGCAAGUAUUCGCAUCACCACGACAUGUUUAUCAUACCUGGUAGAUGUUGGAGACCAUCAUACCAUUCACGAGGUCAGGGUGUGGUUUCCGCUGGCAGAACUGGCAGCGAAACUGUGGCCAACCCAUGCAUAUCAAGCUCAGGCGUCAGAGGAAAUGCCAAAGAUCACCACGGCCGUGUUAAAGUUGUUUCAAAACAAGGCAGCUUUCCAAAUCUGGGGCCAGUUGUACCAACCCGAUCGACCCGAUAAUAUCAGACCAGGGCCACCGGAGGGAUCACAGCUUUACUAUACUUCCUUCAUUGGGUUAAAACAGGCGGUGAUACAAUUGCUGGCAGAGGAGGCCGACGUUGAUGCACAGGGUGGCUGGUAUUGCAGCGCCCUGCAAGCCGCCUCAUCACAAUGCCAUAUGGAUAUCGUUGAUUUGUUGCUGCAAAAUGGUGCCGAUGUCAACAUAUAUGGUGGCUAUGGAGAUAAUAACGCGCUGCAAUUUGCCGUGUUACAAAACCAUAUGGGUAUGGUUGAAUUCCUGCUUGAAAGGAAUGCCGAUAUCGACGGACAUGGUGGCCACAGAUUUGGCAACCCCCUGCAAAUCGCCUCAAUUUCGAACGAUAUAGAUAUGGUACGAUUGCUGCUGGGAAAAGGAGCUGACGUUAACGCAGAGGGCGGUGAAUUCAAAAACGCCCUUCAAACAGCCUCUUAUAAAGGCUAUAUGGAAAUCGUUAAAUUGUUAUUGGAAAAGGGAGCCGAUGUUAACGGACAGUGCGGUGACUAUGGAAGCGCCCUUCAAACAGCCUCUGAUAAAGGCUAUAUGGAAAUCGUUGAAUUGUUGUUGGAAAAGGGAGCCGACGUUAACGCAAAGGGCAAUAGAUUUGGAAACGCCCUUCAAGCAGCCUGUAUUGGGAAUCACAUGGGAAUCGUUCAAUUGUUGUUGGAAAAGGGAGCCGAUGUUAACGGACAGGGCGGUCUCUAUGGACACGCCCUUCAAACAGCCUCUAAUGGAGGUUCUAUGGAAAUCGUUAAAUUGUUGUUGGAAAAGGGAGCCGACGUUAACGCAAAAGGCGGUUUUUUUGGGCACGCCCUUCAAGCAGCCUCUUAUAAAGGCUAUAUAGAAAUCGUUGGAUUGUUGUUGGAAAAGGGAGCCGACGUUAACGCACAGGGCGACCGGUUUGUGUAA
Messenger RNA from Pyricularia oryzae 70-15, 3393 nucleotides. RefSeq lists its product as uncharacterized. Bases 1 to 3393 code for a protein of 1130 amino acids. Gene Ontology annotation, molecular function: catalytic activity; protein binding. The transcript is spliced from 4 exons. Gene Ontology annotation, biological process: nucleoside metabolic process. NCBI's taxonomy places the organism in Eukaryota, Fungi, Ascomycota, Sordariomycetes, Magnaporthales, Pyriculariaceae. The record is from RefSeq and is a predicted model, not a curated record.